CAAAGAUGCGCAUUGUGCACCACCUAUUCAUUCCCAAAGUGUCUUCCAUUGAAGAAAGUCCUGAUUGAAGGCAAUAUGAUUAUUUGGCGAGUGUUCGGUGUGGUGUUCAGUGCAAUUCUUAUUCAAUCAUUAGUCAAUGGAUCAGCAAAUGCAGACAGUUGGAUCGGAAGGAAUAAUCCAUUUGGGGAUCUUUCCACAUCAGCUGCAGAAAAUCUCGCGAGGAAUCUCUACCCAGAGCGCCUGAUGCAGGAUCGAACGGAUGAACCAAUUCACCAGAGUCGUGCUGAAGGACAACAAUUAAUUUCAAGCAACCUCCUUGGUGGCAUCAUGCGAAUGAUGGGGCUGGAUAGUGGAAAACUUGGUGCUCUCGUGAUAAAUGGAUUGAUUUUUCUUGCUCAAAUGAUCGGCAAGAGUUUGGCUGCACGAAUGUUCUCAGCUGCUGCACCACAUGAUCCUCCCACACAACCACCACCACCCCAAAUGGGUAAUUUCCCAAUGGAUGAUUCCCAAGCGGCAGAAUCAUUUAAUCACCACAAGUAUGAGUAUCGAUCGACAGAUGAGCCCAAGGUUAGCCAAGGCACGGACGAGACACCACGAUCAGGUUCCCCACUGGAUUGGAUCUUAACUAAUCCCUCACCACACUUGAAUAAGCUCAUGAAUGAUGCUCGCGAUCGCAAUCUUCCUCAGCGCCUGGUGGAGCUUGUGACUGGGGGACAGAGUAGUAAAUGGACUGAAGGGGAAUGUAUCCUCAGGCUUCUCUGCAAAAGUUCCCCUUUCGUCUGGGCCAUGCAGAGAGUCAUUGGGGACCGUAUUGAUGGUGUAGAUCAGCAAGAGAAUGAAACUCAAAAUGGAAGUCUCCUUGAGACAAUAAUGAAAAAUCUUCCUGAUGCGAAAGAAUUUGAUUUGCACGGUGAUGCAUGUGAAGAGAGAUAUCCCAAUUGCAGAGUUUACACCUGAGAAUAUUCCCCAUCAUAUGUAAAGUUUUUCACUCCGCUAAUCAUCAUCUUAACGUUCUUUUUUUGCAUUGUUUGCACAGACUAUUGCUUGAAUUACUUUUCUGUGACUUUUGUAUGAUGAAGAAAAAUAUA
This is a messenger RNA of Lutzomyia longipalpis, 1088 nucleotides long. RefSeq lists its product as uncharacterized. The record is from RefSeq and is a predicted model, not a curated record. The transcript has 2 exons. NCBI's taxonomy places the organism in Eukaryota, Metazoa, Arthropoda, Insecta, Diptera, Psychodidae. Bases 76 to 957 code for a protein of 293 amino acids.